Messenger RNA from Cryptotermes secundus, 2257 nucleotides. Its product is annotated as extensin-like. The record is from RefSeq and is a predicted model, not a curated record. The transcript has 4 exons. The coding region runs from base 44 to 1207 and encodes 387 amino acids. NCBI's taxonomy places the organism in Eukaryota, Metazoa, Arthropoda, Insecta, Blattodea, Kalotermitidae.
GUGGCCUGACGACAAACAACGUUAACUCCCUCGCUCGGCAGCCAUGUGUCCGAAGGUUCUGGCUGUGUUACUGGUCAGCCAUUUCUUCCUGAUACACCCCACCAGUUUGCUACCGUACUCCGGCGGUUCCUUGGGCACUAAGAGCACUUGCAGUAACUCCAGAAAUGAGCCAUGUGCCAAGAUCGGUCACUCCACAACUUCCGCUGUCAGCAUUGCCACCGGAAGUGAAGGAAACCGUGGAGAGGGCAGGAGUGUCAUGGGAUCCACGCGCAGACUGAUGUAUCCUGCUGCGAGGAGAUCGAACUACAGACAUUCAGGUUCACAUCGUCCAUCUUACAGCCAACAGGCUGGAAGGUAUCCUGUGUACAGGGCGCAAGAGAGGUACCAACCCAGUGAGGUCGGCUACAAACCGAAGGAACCAAGCUCACAGCCCGAUUUGCGGCCACCAAUUUCACCUUCCUCAUUCAUGCAGGACACGGGAACUGGACCAAGUCAGACCUCGGUCUCAGUCCAACCUGACAAACCAAAAACUACCCCUCUAGCAGAUUCGUCCAGGCCUAUUCCCAACUUUGGACAUUCUGAAGAAUACGACACACCCCCUUCUGGGUUACAAACUGAUGCCGAACAAGAACCUCCUUCCAUAGAACCGAAUUUCGACCAGAAUAUUCCCUCAAAGGGAUCGUCAGACGAUUUCUACCACCACCCAGCCCCAUCGAAAUAUCCCCAUUACCACUCUACCUACGAAAAACCCUUCCAUGAUAAUUCACAAGACUAUAUAUAUGUCGAUUAUGAUCCUAAUUCACACGAGCAUAAGCCAGAUACACAUGAACACAUUCAUUAUUACAAUUCUUACCAUCACUUUUCUCCCCCUGACAUGACGUACCAACCUCAACAAGCAAAUGAUACAUAUCUACCCGUGCCCAUGACUUACGGUCCAGAAGAAAACAGGAACAAAAAGCCUUACACAUAUUACUAUAUAGGACGGAAGUUGUGGUUCAUUCCCUUAUAUUUCAGCGUCUACUUCAUCGUUUACAUAGCUUCGCUGCUCGUGAAGUCCAUAGCAAGACACAAGAUCAAAUAUCCCGUAAGUUACUGGGCAGGGUAUGACAAGAGAGCCUUAGGAAACGGGGUGAACAGACUAGAGCUUCAACUGACAACGGAACAGAUCAUGAAGACUCUGGCAACAGCUGAGCAUCGAUAUGCGUGACUGCUGUCUCUUCUUAUCACACAGCCACAAGUCACAUGAGUCAGUCAUCUCCAGGCUAUACGAAUAAUUUAGAAUCUGCAAGCGAGGAUUUCCCUUAAAUUCAAACUCCUGCAGUGUUUAUUAGUAACUACGUCAACAGCCCUCAACAUAGCCCCACUUGACUUGCGGUCUCUCACUACUGAACAGGAGAUGCGAGUUCUCACGGAUCCUUCAAAGCAUGGAGGUUACUGUACGCAGGCUGUGUUUAUGUGUUUCUUAUGAUUCUCACAGUAAACAGCAACUUUUUUCCUAAAUAUUAUUAACUGGUAGAUCCUUGUAAUGGAUGCGCAAUGUUUUCUGUGAGGUGGGGACAGAAUAUUUAAAUAUUAUUCAGAGGACACGUAAGUUCUAAGGGGUUAAGAAAAUCAGUUGCAGUCCUAGAAAUGUACAAGAUCCUGUCAGAAAUUUAGCGGCUUCUUCUUGGUGCAAGCCUCGAUGUGCUGUAGGCAUUGUAUAAGUUCCUGCUAACACAAGCAGUAGAAUUCCUGUGGCGGAGGAGGACCACUGCAGGCCUGCAGAUCAGCUCGGCUGCAGUUUCUUCUUACUUUCACUUCCCGAUCCAAAUCUCGAUCUGGUCCGCGCUAGAGGAUUUCUAAACCCUAAUUAACAGAAUUAUAAUCAUAAUUCUGGAACGCUUCUUCCGUGACUGGAUGGACACUCAUGCGUUCUCCGAGCAUGACUCGAACCCAUGAUCCAAGCAUUUGAACGUCCGAGAUCAUGUGACAACCGGGGUCAGUUAUAACAGUUGAAAACUUCAGCCACAAUUAUAUGUUAUCGUGGGGCCGUGUUGGUCUCCACAGAGAGUAGCCAGUGCCCUCGAAAUCAGGAUCUAUUUGCCUCAAACAUAACCUCCAAUCCACAGACAGGAACCAACCAUCGGGCAGCAACAUCACUGGAGGAACGGAUGAAUUGAAACAUGCGCUCUGGUGUUUUUUGUAAAUCACUGAAUGUUGACUCUGUUAGUAUAUAGUACAAUAGCAGGGCAAUAAAACUCUGUGCAUUUUAAACAUA